This is a messenger RNA of Lytechinus variegatus (green sea urchin), 1202 nucleotides long. RefSeq names its product zinc finger CCHC domain-containing protein 3-like. The record is from RefSeq and is a predicted model, not a curated record. The coding region runs from base 78 to 1202 and encodes 374 amino acids. The transcript has a single exon. NCBI's taxonomy places the organism in Eukaryota, Metazoa, Echinodermata, Echinoidea, Temnopleuroida, Toxopneustidae. Gene Ontology annotation, molecular function: double-stranded DNA binding; RNA binding; zinc ion binding. Gene Ontology annotation, biological process: activation of innate immune response.
UAAGGUCUCGAACUCAGUUAUAGUGUACUAUGUAUUUUCCGUUUUUGUAACAGUUUGAAGCUACAUUUCAAAUAACCAUGCAGCGUGUAAGGAGAGAAUGUUCAGUUCGUGUAGAGUUCCAGAAGGAAGAAAGUGUUUUUGUGUUUUUAAAGAAAAAUGGAGUAAAGAUUGAGGAUCAUUUGACGGCGGUGCAAAGCCUGCCCGGUGGGAAGCUUUAUGAUGUUACGUUUAAAACUGUUGCAUUGAGGAGGGAAUUCCAGAGUGUUAUGGAGAAAGAAAAGGAAUGUACUGUAUCAGCUUAUUGCGAGGAUACAAAGAUAAUAACAAUCUUACACGUUCCUUUUGAGGCGAACGAUAGUACCGUGAGGUACAUAUUGAGCAGGUUUGGAAAGGUGCUGGAUGGGCGAAUGCUCGCCCAUCGGGAGUUCCCGCACAUUUUUAACGGGACGAGACAGUAUAAAAUAAAACUGGAGAAAGACAUCCCAUCUUCCUUAAUGAUAGAGGGGCGGGAUUGCUGGGUGAGGUAUGAGGGGCAGCCAAGAACCUGUCUAAAAUGUAAAAAGGCUGGUCAUGAGGCGAAGGACUGCACCGUCACCAGGUGUUACAGGUGUGAUAGAGAAGGGCACAUUGCUCAGAACUGCAAGGAGGAAAUGAAGUGUACCAUAUGUGGCGAGGAGGGGCACGGUUUUCGAGCCUGCCCAGUUUCAUUUGCAGCAAGGCUCAAAAUUUCAUCAACAUGGGCAAGUGUGAAGGAAAGAAAUAGUGAGAAAGUCGAAAAGAAGGAAGAAAAAGUUGGAGAUGGAGUAGAGGAGAAGGAUGGCGACAAAGCAGUUUCUCAUAAGGAAGUAAAGGAGAAGGAAGAGGAAAAGGAGGACCCCGAUCAACCAUCGACCUCUGGAGAAGGGACCCGGGAACCCAAAUCUAGUAAGAGAGAAUCAUCUGCCAGUGUCAAUGAAGAAAUCGAUCCGGAAGAUCAAACCCGUCAGAAGUCCAUUUUCGAUGAUGACAGCUCAGGUGAAUCUAGUGACGAAAUGACUACGGAGAUGUCAUGGGCAGAAGAGACAGCGGGCGGUGAAGGUAAGCGGAGCCCCGUUUAUAUAUCUCCUAGUCCGCUUUUUGACGCCCGGGAAACCAAGAAAAGACGCCAGGGACGUAGAGGGAUUAAAAGACAGUCGACGUCGCUUUCUCCAAAAAGAAAAUAG